[Torrubiella] hemipterigena is the source of this 2204-nucleotide messenger RNA. The record is from the annotation of a GenBank genome assembly. NCBI's taxonomy places the organism in Eukaryota, Fungi, Ascomycota, Sordariomycetes, Hypocreales, Clavicipitaceae.
ACCGUCUGUCCCUCCAAACCAAAACACCUCACCAACACCCAACUGCAAAGGGAUUUCGUCCAGCAUACAAUGGAAUGAAUCCCGCAGCACAGGCAGCAAGCGCCCUGCACAGGCUGCCCAAGCCAAUUGGCGCUGCCGAAUUCAGAGACGCCCUGCUGGCCAUUUGCCCGCCGCGAUUCCCAGCCGCCCGCCAUGCACGCCCGCAGCGCGUCGGGCUCGCCAUUUCGGGGGGUGUGGACUCCAUGGCCCUGGCGUUUUUAUUUUCCUGUCUCAUUCGAUCCGGUGAGAAGCUUAAGAUUGCCGAUCACCCCCUUAUGGGCGCCUACGGUGUCGUGGUUGACCACCAGCUGCGGCCCGGCAGCGAUGUUGAAGCUAGUGCCGUGGCCAAAUCUCUCAGCAAGAUGCAUCUGAGAGUCAUGGUGUCACGCAUGCGGUGGAAACAUGAGCGAGAAAACGGAAUCGAUCCUGCUACACUACCGAACCUAGAGAGCGCUGCCAGAAACAACCGAUACCAUAUUCUAGGUGCAACAUGUCACCAGCGCCACAUUAGCAGCUUGUUCCUGGCGCACCACCGCGACGACCAGUAUGAGACGGUGCUUAUGCGUUUGCUUGCCGGUCAUGGAUACCGCGGCCUCAGAGGCAUGCAAGCCGCCAAUGCAAUCCCCGAAUGCUACGAUAUGAGCGGUGUCCACAAGAGCGGCCUGCUUGAUGACCAAGUCAAGCGGCUUCCUGCAUUGAGCUUUAAGCCGACAAACAGAGAAAUACGCGGUUUGCGGCGAAGUUUGCAAGAUGAUGUCCGCGUGUCGGGCGACUUUGAGUCCAUCACGUCCCGCCUCGUCCUCAAUCAGACGUCUCGCUUUGCGGGCUUUGUUACGAGGACGCACGAUCCCAAUCAGCCCUACCUCAAGCCACUCAACAUUGAGGACGGUGGCGUUUGGAUAUAUAGACCGCUGUUGGAGUUUGAUAAGGAUAGAUUGAUUGCUACCUGCGAGGCAAACGGCGUUCCUUGGUUCGAAGACGCCACCAAUGCCGACAAGACGCUUACUACACGCAACGCAGUCCGCCACCUACUUCGAAAUCACACAUUACCCAAAGCCCUACAAAAGGAGAACAUUCUGCGACUGAGCAAGAGAGCAGAUAAACGCGCCACUCAAGAAGAGGACGAGGCAAAGAGACUGAUUCAACGCGAAGGUGUUGUCCGCAGCUUCGACUCCAAUGCUGGCACUCUUCGUAUACGACUGCCAACUAUAGAUGUCGGCCGUAAGCGACGCAUAAACUCGGCACAGCGAGACGCUACCUUGAAAGAGAAGCAAAAAGUUCUGGCCACUGUCAUGGUUCGAAAGCUCAUUGAAUUUGUGACACCGGAUCAGAGCUAUAUUCCCCUGCCCAAUCUGGACAACGUCGUCCGCCGGCUAUUCCCACAGCUCUUCUCGGACAGCAGUAGCGAAUCAUCUCGCAAGGCUUUUUCUAUUGCAGGCGUCCUGUUUGAGCCGCUACCAAAUAACCGAUGGCUGCUUUCACGAGCACCAUACCCUGCCAACAGACCAAUGCCUUCUCGACGGCUGCUUGACCGAAAGUCUGGUAAUCCAACCGUGCCACCACUAUCUGAGCUGUCGCCACUCGCCGACACACGCAUCAGUAAACGAGCAUCCUGGAAGACGUGCAAACAUCACCAACUAUGGGACAAUCGAUUCUGGAUCCGUCUGGCGAGCACACUUCCGAAUGCACGUUUUCGCAUCCUGCCCUUCCAUCCAUCCCAUUCGAAGCAGUUCUCGCGAGCGCUGCCCGAUGAAGAGAGGAAGAGGCUAGAAAAGGUUCUUAGAGCUUAUGCGCCCGGUAAAAUCCGCUUCUCGCUCCCUGGUCUUUACGCAGUCAAUGAGAAGUGGCUGGGAGGCACACGAGACGAAGGAAAGGACGUGUACCCAGAUGAAGCCAAGAACGUGGGCACGCUACUGGCACUACCCUCUCUGGGGAUGCAUCUUCCCGGACUACAGCGAUGGGUACGCUACGAUAUACGAUAUAGAAAUGUAGAUCUGGAUCUGCUUGUUAAGCGGAAACGACACACCUAUCUACGACACAGCGCCGCGCCUACUGCGCGAUGGCAGCGGCGGAGAGAAGCGCGCACAACAGCAGCCGCCUCUGAGAACAAAACAAUAGACAUUGCCACUCUCCCCUAAGUUGGAGACUAAAACCACCAUGUAUAA